Molecule: messenger RNA, 1092 nt
Organism: Cynara cardunculus var. scolymus (artichoke)
Lineage: Eukaryota; Viridiplantae; Streptophyta; Magnoliopsida; Asterales; Asteraceae
Exons: 3
Coding region: 1-1092 (363 amino acids)
Source: RefSeq, a predicted model, not a curated record
AUGGCGAAUUGGCCUGAAUCAUUCCAGCACAAGCCACUGCAAUUCCGAGCUCCACCUCCGUCGCCGGUUGCUUCUGGACGUCGAUCUUCCGUUACAAACGAUGAGAUUCUCACAGAAUUUCUCCACCGUUCGCUUAGUGUACCUGAUCUCGUCCUACCCGAUCGCCUACAAAAAUCGAAGGUUCAAAACCUCCCCAAACUCGACUACAAAUUACUUCAAUCGUUGGAAGGUGUCAACGUUACCGACAUACUUGAUUUGAUUUCACGAACCGGUUGCUUUCAGCUCGUUAACCAUGGAAUCUCCAAUCAACUUGUUCGUUCUGCGGCCAAUUAUGGCGCCGAAAUUUUCGAAUUAUCACCGGAGAAAAAAGCUUUUCUGUUAAGAUCUGCUGAUAGGAUGUACGGUUUCGUCGAGUUUAAUGGCGAAGAGAAGGAAACGAGUGAAGAGUUCGUAUGGUGUAGAGACGAUGCGUUGAGGUCGAAAAUGGAGGAAGCUCUUCAAAAUUCACAUUUCAGCGUGAACCUUGAGAUCCUUACAUCCGUCAUCGAGAAAAUAGCAGAAAUCAUCCUGAAAUUUCUAUCCAAGAACGGUCCACCAAAAUCAGGAUUCAACGACGAUGAAGGAGCAAGUGAGAAACAAACUGGUGGAUCAAUUUGUUACGUUCAUAGACACAAUCCAGAUCUGAAGAAAUUUCAAAGUAAUAAUCACCAUACGAACUCUAUGAGAUACGAUAUGAUACGAAUGCUGAUUAGAGGAUCCGAACAUUCUCACACGCUAUGCCUUCAUGUAUGCCAUGGAUCCUCUGAGUUCCAUGUUUAUUCUAAGAAAGGUUGGGUGACGUUUCUCCAUGAGAAAGAUGCCUUGGUCAUCACCAUUGGUGAUUUAUUAAAGAAAUGGAGCAAAGGGAAAUGUAAGCAUGUAAUGGGGAUGCCACUCUUCAAAGGGGAAGAGGAUCAUAUUUCAAUGGCUUUUUUGUACAACUCUCCAUCUCCACCCAUACCCAUCAACAUGAACAAGAAGAUGACUAUUUCUAUUGGUCAACAAGUUUUGUUGAUUUUGACUUUGACCUUAUUUUAUAUGAUUUUAUUGUAA